This is a messenger RNA of Amphimedon queenslandica, 1177 nucleotides long. RefSeq lists its product as uncharacterized. Lineage: Eukaryota; Metazoa; Porifera; Demospongiae; Haplosclerida; Niphatidae. Gene Ontology annotation, biological process: signal transduction. The record is from RefSeq and is a predicted model, not a curated record. The coding region runs from base 90 to 1121 and encodes 343 amino acids. The transcript is spliced from 2 exons. Gene Ontology annotation, molecular function: protein binding.
AUGUAGGUCACCCACUGGCAGGCCGAACAUCUCCUGUGCAUUUUGAAUUUAUAUACACUCCUCAAAGUGCAAGAGCAAUCCCACAAGCCAUGCCCACUACUCAACAGCCUGUUGCCAUGGGCAUUCAUUCUACCACACCCACUAAUCAAGAUGAAGCCACACCCAAAACCCAGCGAAUACUCAUAUUAUACUCAAACGAUCCCCACGUCUCAUCGCUACCCCCUGACGUCAGACAUACUCAGGACGAAUACUUGAAAAGAGUUUCUGAUUUUGUACAAACACUUCAAAUGUUUUCUACGGUGAGUGGAACAGAUGGGCGGAGUUUCUCCGCCUACAAAUGCAUUUACGACGUCGACGAAUCUCAAAGAGAACACAUACAAAACUUCAACGUGUGGUCUUUCGAAAAUUUAGAAACCUGUGACACUAUCCUUCUCCUAAUGUCCCCUUUUAUAGGAGAUGUACUACGAGGGAAAAGUCCCGUUUUGGAGAUGGAAAAGGGCGUGGCUGACUCCCACACGCUAAUUAACGUUCUACCGAGAAAACGGGUCAUACCGGUUUAUCUUAACAUGCCAAAGGUGGCGGACUGGUUGCCUGUAUUUUUAAAGAGCACUCCGUCAUAUUUCAUCGAUUUAUUGGGAUUCCAGAGUGGAAUGAGCACAGUGACCAGUGAAGAGGAAUUUGGGAGACGCUCGUAUUUAUUAUUAGACGAAGAUCUGAACUUGAAGGAAAUGAGGGAUCUCUUAGCCGUCCUUCGUAGGGAACCUCCUCCGGAAAACCCAACUACUGUAUUUGCCGUACCACCACCUAAAAGUUCUGAUUUACAGUCCCAAGGUAUCCCGACUAAAUACCUUGACUUGGUCACUAGAAUGAUCCCACAUAUCUGGGACAGAGUUGGACUCAAACUGGGUUUCACGCUGAUCGAAAUACAAUCGAUACGGUCUCGAAAUAAAGACGAUCCAGAGCAAUCCAUUCACUCAAUGUUUUCAAAAUGGCAGGAAAGAGAUGGAGCGGAGGCGACGAUCGAUAUUCUAAUUAAAGUCCUUCAGGAACUACGUCUGAACGGGGUAGUGUAUAAAUUAAAAGCAGAAGUAGAGAAAGACAAGCAAAAAGAGAAGAAAUGAGUUUCUAGUUUGGUGUUUUUGUUUGUUGUUAUCGUUGGCAAGAAUGUAAAUUUAAA